GUUAUCCUGCAUAAUUGAGGAUGACUUGCCGUAGCUGGGUUUACUUCUGGCUUCGUGGCUCAUUGAAUUCGUUUGCUAACGUUUAUUUGCCAAUAACGUUAAAACGCAACAGGGGGAAAAUGUCUUAUUUAUUAGCCGCAUUUCUAGCUGUUGUGCUGCUCAGCUCGGAGGCUUUUGGGAAGACUGUAACGGGACUUUUUAAGAGCGAAGUAGCGAGACAGCAGAACGGCCAGUUCAUCACUAAAUUCAUGUACCAAGGUGAUAGUGGUCUGUUGGUGUGCAGGCUGGACAACUCUGCUCUGGCUACAGAGAAGGAGUCCAGGUUGCUGCUGUAUCAGGACAUGGACUCAGACCUGGACAACCUCAGCUGCCCCGAGAGGCUCGCCAAAGCCCAUUUCACCAUUUUCCUCAGUGAAGAAGAACACAAUCAGACGAUCCCUCGUCAGUCCUCACCCACAGCCUGGAUGGCCCUGUAUGCUGACAGAUAUACAUGUCAGGGCAACGCAGUCAUUCCUUCUCAUGCUGAUCUCAGUUUUACUGUCCUGCUGUUCAACGCGGACUCGGCUGGAAAUCCUCUGGAGCACUUCAGCGCUGAGGAGGCGGGUCUCCAGAGUUUUUACUUCCUCCUGCUUCUGGCCUACUUUAUAGCCUGCUGUAUCUAUAUCCAACCCCUAUACCAGGCUCUGAGGAAAGGAGGUCCCAUGCACACCGUCCUCAAAGUGCUCACCACUGUGCUUGCAUUUCAGGGAUGCUCCGCUCUUUGCAACUACAUCCACUUGGCCAGGUAUUCCAGAGAUGGCAUUGGUAUUCCUCUGAUUGGCAGCUUGGCAGAGUUCUGGGAUAUGGUGUCCCAGGUGUCCAUGCUGUACAUGCUACUGAGUCUGUGUAUGGGCUGGACUCUGAGCCGAGGCAGGAAACCUCAGUCCAGACCUCUGCAGUGGGAACAGUCUCCAGCUUCCACAGCAGUUGCCGUCGGCGGAGUCAUUACGCAGGGAGUGUUGCUGCUGUGGGAGCAGUAUUCAGAAUCCGAGAGCGAACAUCACAGCUACCACGCCCAGCAGAGUCUGGCAGGACUCCUCCUCAUGGCUCUGAGAGUGGCCCUGGCCUUGCUGUUGGCCUCCGUCCUCUACCAGAUCAUCUCCACUGAGAGGAGCACCCUGAAGAGAGACUUCUACCUCUGCUUCGCCAAGGGGUGCUUCCUGUGGUUCCUCUGCCACCCUGUCCUCUUCCUCAUGUCCGUUAUCUUCAACGAGCACCAGAGGGAGAAGGUGGUGACUAUCGGUGUGAUCCUCUGCCAGUCCAUCUCCAUGGUGAUCCUCUACCAGCUCUUCCUGUCUCGUUCUCUCUACUGGGAGGUCUCCUCUCUCUCCUCUGUGUCUCUGCCGCUUACCAUGUCCAGGACGAACCACAGGGGGCGCUACUGAGAACACAUCCACGGUCGCGCUUUACCUGAACGCGUCACGGGGCGAGGGGAGAACAUGCUACGACACUAGGGCCUCCCCCUAAGCUCCUGCAGUGUCAGGGGAAGGGAGAUGAAAUGGAGGAUGCAAGAAGUGCAGUAACACUGCAGGGGCUGUUCUGUUUUUUUGCUGGUGCUGCCUCUUUGGAGAACAGUAAUAGCCACUAGUAAGCAAAGGAACUAUAGGUGAGGUCACAGAAUGACCAGAAGAAGAUAUUUACAGCAACAAACUACCUCUAGUUUCAAAUGACUUUAGACUGGAAUAUCUAAUGCAGGAUCUCCUGGAAUAGGGACACUUUCUUGCGCUCUCCAACAUUUUAGGACGUGUCUGCUUCUGAGGUAGGUUUCAAGAGUGGAGAAAUGAUAGGUUGAAUCAUCCACACAGUACAGAUGGUUCUUUGGACCUUGAGGGCGCAAUCCCAACAUCAGCAUACCUGAGAAGGUUGUGUCUGAGGAAACUUCUCCUGUGCCCUUGGCUUUGAUAAUCAUUCACUCGGUGGAAUCCACAGAUUUACUGUGAAGGAAAAGACAAAGCACAGGGACGCAUUACACCAACCGCUUAGCUAUGGUGUAAGACUUAGCAUCCAUAUUCUGCUCAAUAAACUAGACUUCAAAUUGCCAAAGAGAUGAUAGAAGUUUUUUGUGUUAAAGGAUAGAGCUGGCGUUGUUCCGCAUUUCAUUUUCCUUGUCAACAAAUCCCAUGAAAUGACAACACCGACAAUUGUUGAAGGAAGGAACACAUCGUCCAGUGCAACAGCGUGGGCCACAGUAUGUCAGGUUUUAGAUUUUAGUCUUGUCAUAGAAAUUAUUUACUGUAAGAGAAUAGAGUAAUAAAUGGGUAAGUCAAUGGUUCAGUAUGUGGUAGGAUUGAUGUGUCACUCUGGAGAAACAGAUGGAGGUCGAGAGGUAAUUGACUAGAAUGAAGAAUGGUCAGGCGCAAGGGUGGGUAAAGUCUGGACUGACGGAUUCAGUAUGAGGCCAGGUACAAAGAUUUGGAUUUUCAGUUAGCCAAGUAAGGAUUGGUGAACUUUGUCUGUUCAGAGUGAUUAAUGUGAGCCAAAACUGUGCGCUCCCUGUACAUCACAGAGUAAGCUGUACUCGUUACCGUUUUAUGCUAAUUUCUUCACCGUCAGCAUGAAUCUAUGAGCUGAUAGCAGGGAUGCGCAACAAUAUCUGCAUGUCAUAAGCAUUGGCUGCUAGGUGCUUUACAGAGACCCAGAGCCUGAACACCCCUCUGAGCAAGCAGACGGUGGCAAGGAAAAACUCCCUUUUAACAGGAAGAAACCUUGAGCGGGACCCGGCUCACAAGGGAGAACUAUUGUGCUGAUAGUUGACUGGGUAAAGGAGGAAAUAAUCAAAUACUUGUAAAAUCCAAUAUUGUGAGUCUGUGGCUGAAAAGCUUAAGUCACAGUCACAUAAAUUGUAUGUAGCUGGAGAUACACUGCAUGAGCUUUGUUUUUUUGUUUUUAAGUUUCAUUUUCCAUGCCUUGUACCAUGAGCUUGAGCACACCACCUAGGCUGUGUUUUAAAGUCGAACAAAAAGCCAAAGUCUACUAAAAAAGCUACAGCCACAGCCCCUUUGUAGCUUCCAAUGAAUUCCGUGGUGUGAAUACUUUCCGAUGAAAUUCACCAAGUCCACUCAUGAGUUCUUACUCUCUCCAGUUAUGCAGCUCUGGUCUGGGCACACUGUGACUUCCUGUCCUCUUUCCUUGUCUUAAAGAGACUCUCAUGGCAGGUAGUAGUUUAAUUUAGGGAUUUUCAUAUGGUGGAGAAAGACAGUCCACUUGAACUGACAGCUGACAUGGAGUGUUGAUAUAUUUAUUCAUUCUUUAUUUAUUUUUCUAAACGAAUAACUGACAAACAGCAUAUUGUAAAGAAGCUAAAUCACUUAGUGCACAAGUUUAGUGUUUGAUUUCACUGUUUUAUUGAGCCGCGUUUUUUUUUUCUUUCCUUAUUGAUUUAAAGAUAACCUCAGCCGUUCUAGUUCAGAUUGUUUUACUUCAGAAAUAUUCAGCGGAUACCACAAAAAUACAUAAAGUAACCGAUGAUCACAGCUUUUCGAGGCUGUUUCCCUUGAAAUAUUUUUAAACUUAUGCCAUAAACCUUUGAAAUAAUGUCAUAAGAUAUCCAUAUUGUAUACGUAUUGACCCCCCCCCCUCAGCUGGAAUGUCUCUAACAAAUGCAUGACAGAAAAAUUAAUAGCCACCUGUGUUAUGACAUUAAACUUUAAUAUCUUUGGUAAUGGUUCGGUUAUCACAAAACGUGCAAUCUGAUUUUUUUUUUUUGUUUUUUCUUGUUAUGUAGGUGUAGAUUAAAGCAGUGUGUGUGUUUGUGUUAUCUGAGCAGCAUGUACUGUAUGUACACCUUGUAUGGGUGCAAGAAAAAAUCCAAUCUGUUUUGCAGCAGAUUACAACAAAAUAAAUACGAGACUUCCGUUUGUACGUUGUACUUGGUUUGGUUACAGUUACACAAAACAAGUGUCCAGUUUUGUUAUUUUUGUUCCCCUCCUUGUUUUAUUUAUACAUAAAUAACACAAUCUGUGGAAUUAUGGAACCUGUGAUUAUUACAGCUGUAAUAAAGUAAAUAAAUAC
This is a messenger RNA of Scatophagus argus, 4050 nucleotides long. RefSeq names its product G protein-coupled receptor 180 (gene gpr180). The record is from RefSeq and is a predicted model, not a curated record. The transcript has 10 exons. Bases 21 to 1424 code for a protein of 467 amino acids. Gene Ontology annotation, biological process: G protein-coupled receptor signaling pathway; response to pheromone. NCBI's taxonomy places the organism in Eukaryota, Metazoa, Chordata, Actinopteri, Scatophagidae.